Centropristis striata (black sea bass) is the source of this 3095-nucleotide messenger RNA. RefSeq names its product izumo sperm-egg fusion protein 1. Bases 599 to 1600 code for a protein of 333 amino acids. Lineage: Eukaryota; Metazoa; Chordata; Actinopteri; Perciformes; Serranidae. The record is from RefSeq and is a predicted model, not a curated record. Gene Ontology annotation, biological process: fusion of sperm to egg plasma membrane involved in single fertilization; sperm-egg recognition; heterotypic cell-cell adhesion. The transcript is spliced from 10 exons. Gene Ontology annotation, molecular function: protein binding involved in heterotypic cell-cell adhesion; signaling receptor binding. Gene Ontology annotation, cellular component: acrosomal membrane; plasma membrane.
CGGUUACUCAGCUCAGCUGUGUGGGCUUUCUUUCUUAUUUUCUUUGGCCUUGCGGAUAUUCUUGUUACUGUUGUUACAUUUAAUAUCACAAAGCUCGCAGUGCAAACUGCUAGAAACAGUAAAAAAAAAAAUCGAGUUAUUUAGCUAGUAGUUAGCUCUAUUAAUAUUGUAUUUUAAUCAGCAACAAUAUUGGUGGUGGCACCAACGGUUGAAUUAAGCCAAAGACACUCAAAAGCUUCUAAACAGUUUCUGAUUAAGCUAGCCUAGCUAACUCUGAGGCUAACUCACGUUAGCUACCAAUAGUAGCAGCAGGCCAUUGUGAGUUACAACUACUGAUAGUAUGCUAGUAGCAUGAGCAGAUGCAGCGACGGAGUUUCAAACAGUUAACUGUUAACCUAAUUACUGCAAACAACCGUAUUUGUCUAUCAGUAGCAGACGUUACAGAAGUAGAGGAGGCAGUCUAAGCUGGGUUUCCAACAGGGAAAAGUCCAAGACAACGCAAUUGAAUUGUUCCAGGCCAAGCCGACACUGAGUGAAAAAUCACAGGAGCCAAAGUGACUCAUCCUGAUGUGCUGGAAGCUCAGGGCGCAGAGGGCAGAUGCUGCUGAUCCUGGUGUCCCUGCUCUGCUGUGUCCCUGCAGCCAACACCUGUCUGCAGUGUGACCGCAGGAUCAGACUGCUACAUGAAGACCUCGCCCUGUCUGCUCCAACUGUGGACGACCAGAUAGAAAUGAAAAAGAUUUGUGACUAUGCCUAUGUGACCUACAGAGAGACCAGCUGGGAGCGAAAAGGAGUCAUUGAUCCCACUACCCUGUACAGAGCCAGAACUGAGUACCAGAGUGAAUUUGACAGCUUCUUGAAAACCCCACACACUGGAUCGGUUACAUUUGAAGCCAUUCAGAUCCUGGAGAAGGGCAGAAAGAUCUUGGAAAAGCACUUGGACACAUUCAUCCGUGACGGAUUGUGCCCUAACAAGUGUGGGCUUUUGAAACGAAGGGUAAUGGAUUGCUUCUCUUGCCGCUACAAGAUAUACAUCUGUCCCUCUCCCUCUGGCCAGCAAAACUGUGGUGAGUACCCAGUGCAGGCUGAGGAGGGAGGCCAGGCAGUGUUGAACUGUUUCCUUCCAUGGCAUCGUCUUCUGUUGGGAAGACCAGAGUACCACUACUCCUGGGCCCCCGGUGUGCCAGGAACUGAAAAGCUGAAAGAUAGUGACUUCAAAGCCUUGGUAGUCACAGAUGACUCAUCUGUGGUUUUAAAUCAGCUGAAUGCGAAUGAACAAGGAACAUAUCGCUGCUCUCUGCAGGGCCGGAAUGGAACCAUCUUCUACCGCAUCACUUUCCUACUUGCUGUUGCUUCUUUGCCUGAGCAAACUCUCCGACCCGUCAUCUCUCUGCCCUGCAUGCCUCACGGAGACAACCACUCACCUUUUCAACCUACUGCAGGCCUGCUGGUGCCAGUCAUUGCCAUGGUUACUGCUCUGAGCCUGGCAGCGGGUGUAGGCCUCACAGUUGUCCUGGGAAUGAUGAUGAGUCAGAGGAGAGCAGUGGAGGACCUGAGGAGAAGGAGGAAGGAAGAAGAAAACACACAAAAAACAGUGUGAUGAAGAUAAUGUAUGUAUGUAAAUACACACUUUGAUUAUUGCGAGUUUUUACUCACUUCAAAUUGGACGUUUUCAUUUCAACUUUCCCAGGGCAAAGUGCCAAGUGAUGUCUAAAAAUUUACAUGGAAGUGAGAAAACAUGAGCUACAUCCAAAUGAGGUGACAUGAACCAUAAAGUGUGACUGGGUGUUUUUGAAUGGUAAAUUGUUUAUCUUAAACCAGGGAAGAAAACCCCUCAGGCAUUGUUAAUAUGAAUCAUAGUGAUCAAACACUGAGAUCUCACUCAUAAAACCAAAAGUUUGUAGUGUACAAUACGUACACCCGCUUAAACACACCCACUAAAAAUCCCCCAGAAGCCACUCAACUUUCCGUAACAUUAAGCACCAGCUCACCAAAACACAUCAAUGAUCUGACCCCAGCAGGGUCACGUUCCUCCUGAAUGAAGUGAUGGCGUUGUCACGUGGGCGUUUAUGAGAGGAAUCGGGGAUGAGGUAAAUCUCCCGGAUUACAGUGUUUUUUUUUCUCAGGGAUUAAUAGCCCCAGCCAUCCAAUUAAUCCCGGAUAAUCUCCCUGUGAGAGGAGGAGGAGACGUGGAGGGGUAAAAGCUAGCAGCAGAUGUUUUCAUCAGGGUUUCUUUUCAUGUUUAUUUACCUACAUAUCCAUCCAGACAGAGAGUAAGGGCUACUUUUUACAUUACCAAUAAUUUUCUUAUCAUUCUGAAGUCACUGUUUUCUUGCAACACCAUAACCAGACUAAAUUAUCUUUUUUACGUCUGCCUACAGUUUGCUCUCUGUACAUUUUGAUGACAAAAGCUGCUUCGAAAAAUAGUCACCACUGUUCACACAAGUUCUGUCAUGAUCUCCACCGCCUCCUCGUCAUCAACUCAACACGUCUGUCACAUGUCGUAUUUCCGCUGGCUUUUUUUUGCCUUGUGCUAUUGUCAGAUACUGUCAAAGUAUAAGUCAAACUUCCUGUGAUAGGAUAGUAAAAAGUAAUCGUCAUCAACAAAUACACACCCAUUUCUCAGGAAUGUGUCAGACCAGAUGUAUUCCUGGUUCAUGCUUUGCCAACCAUGACACUCUGAUGUGCUAAUAUGGGAAAGAUAAUGAAACAUCCGUAGUAAAUGAAAAGUGAAAGUGAGUGAUCGAUUGAUGUAUGAGUCAGAACAGCCAGGAAGGAAGUAACCUCUGUCAUCAUUAAUGAUUGAUCGGGUUUUUCAGGGUAAUUUCUGACAAACAUUUUGAAUCAGGGGGAAGACUUCUGAUGAGUGAAACAGUGCAAUGAUACAGUAUGAGGCCGUGUCUGUGACUCGAGGCCCGCAUGGAUGGUGACAGGAUGUAUGUGCGGUGCUGUUUCCUGUCGGGCUGCUGAGAUGGGGGCGAAUGUUGAAAAAAUAAACCAUUCUUUAAGACUCCCUCACACAGAGACGCUCACGUCACAAUCCUCCAACUCAGUAGACCUCAUCGUUUCACUGUGGGUUUAUAUAUAUAUAUGUG